Messenger RNA from Pyricularia oryzae 70-15, 1480 nucleotides. RefSeq lists its product as uncharacterized. The record is from RefSeq and is a predicted model, not a curated record. Lineage: Eukaryota; Fungi; Ascomycota; Sordariomycetes; Magnaporthales; Pyriculariaceae. The transcript is spliced from 2 exons. The coding region runs from base 192 to 1337 and encodes 381 amino acids.
UCUAGAACUGGUAGUUCCCACUUACUCGCCUUGUCCCUUAUUGGCUUCUGAGCUUGGCCUCUUUUCUUUUUUUUUCUUCUUCUUUUCUUCCUUUCUUCAUCCGCUUCUUUGCUUUAUUUCUGUUUUGUAUUUCACCUUUUUUUGCCUCUUUUUUUCUUCUUCUUUAAUUUCGCUUCUCCCCACGAGCCAGAAUGUUGACCGUUCGCUCGUUUUUCAAUCUUGUUGUUUUUCUGCUCCUCGGCGUCCUCAGCGGCGGCGUCGAGGCGCAGAGGAAGGGUGGGCGGAGACAGACUCCUCAGCAGCAAUUUGCCCAGGUUCCCCAGGGUGUCAGCAAGGCUACCGAUGGGUCCACGAUCCUCGACAUGACGGCCAAGGUCAACGGCGCUGAUUUGAGGUUCAAGAUCAGCGGUCCUGCAGACCAGUUUACAGCAGCCUCGGGGGUUCAGGGCGGCGCUCAACAGGCCGGCGCCGAGGGUAACUUGGGACUGAAUGUGCUGCUUCAUGGAGACGGUGGACAGUCUUUCCUUGAUUUCCCGAACCAGGCCGUUCAGGGUAACCUUAUGGGUGUUGUUGUGCUUGCGCCGUCGGUUAAUCUUCUCUGGGGUAACCGUCAGGGCCAGCCGGCUGGUAACGAUCGUCCCGAUGGCGUUGCAGACGCACAGGCGGUCAAUGACUUGAUCCUGGAUGUCCUCCCCCAAAUGGUGGCGUUCAACAAGUCCAACGUCUUCUUCACCGGUGUUUCCGGAGGCUCCCUGACGCUGUCGGGCUUCUUCAUGCCCGCGCACCUGACCAACUUCAAGGGCAACGGCGUGCUCCUCGACUGCGGAGCGCUGCCCCCGGCGGUCGAUUUCAAGGACGCGGCCGCCACCCUCUCAACCACAAAGAUCCACUUCCAGAGCAGCCAGCGGGAGCUCUCGAGCCUGCAGCAGAGCAUCCCGCAGGCCAUCCAGGCGUACGAGAAGCUCGCCUCGGACGCUGGUCUCAGCACAGACCAGAUCAACGCGUUGCAGACGGUGGACGCGACGCCCAACGGCGGGCACUGCGCCUUUGACGGCAAGGACUUCGUCUCGGGCAUCCAGCUGGUUGCCGACAACUACAAAAACAUCAUGCAGGGCGGCGACGGCGCCGUCAAGGGCAUCAACGUGGCGACCGUAUUGAAGGGAGUCGUGGGCAACGAGAAUCCCUUUGGACGCGGCCGAGGCGCUGCCGCCGCGGGUGCUGCUGCGGGUGGUGCUACGGGAGCCGGCAAGCAGACCGGGAGGACGGCCAAGCAGGCUUCGAGGUUGGCUGCCGCAAGGCUUAACGCUAGGGCGCUCGGGCAGCUUGACCAGAACUAGGUAGUUCUGGAAGUAGUGCUCUGAUUGGCUAGGUAGAUUUGGUUGCUGAAGAAUAUAACUGUCACGCUCAAUAAAUUAUUAGUCCUACGAUACGUACAGUACAGUACCUUACCUAGCCUAUGCGAAAUAUCCGGCUUACCAUA